GGGGAGCCGGAACAGGAGGGUGGAGCGGUACAGGAUCAGGCCGAUGAGAACUGGCGAGAUUGGGAUCGGGUUGCAGACGAGUUGACCUGGCAGAGGCUUCUUGGCUUGGAUGGCUCAUUGCUCUUCCUGGAACACGUAUUCUGGGUCAUCUCAUUGAACACACUAUUCACAAUAUUAUUCGCAUUCUCUCCUUACCAGCUUGGGCAUUCGUUGCUCAAAGCACUUGGUCUGGCUUCGCGUAUCACAUAUUUUCCAACGCUUAUCUCUGUAUUGCUUGGAUAUGUUAUACUGAGUUUUAUCGUCCGCCUUCUCCACGUUACAGCGAAAUUUUUCCGACUGGCUCCAAUGUAUCGAUUGCUGGGAAUGUGUUACCUUGUCCUCAAAGUAUUCCUUCUCGUCCUUACUGAAAUCGGCUUCUUUCCUGUUCUUUGCGGUUGCUGGCUGGAUAUUUGUUCUUUGCCAUUGUUUGCCUCAACGCUGUCGCGUCGGCUCUCGUCAUUUGUGGUUUCGCCAACAUCUUCCCUUUUUAUGCACUGGCUCAUUGGCAUGGUCUAU
Gongylonema pulchrum is the source of this 555-nucleotide messenger RNA. Lineage: Eukaryota; Metazoa; Nematoda; Chromadorea; Rhabditida; Gongylonematidae. The record is from the annotation of a GenBank genome assembly.